Molecule: messenger RNA, 11695 nt
Organism: Psylliodes chrysocephalus
Lineage: Eukaryota; Metazoa; Arthropoda; Insecta; Coleoptera; Chrysomelidae
Source: the annotation of a GenBank genome assembly
GUCAUUAUUGCAUGUCAACUUGUCAUUUUUCUAUUUAUUUGUGAGUGAAAGUUGUGUAUGAACAAAAUGCUUUUUAUUUCCGUAAUUUGCUCGUAAAAGUUACUAAAACUAAAUAUUUCUGUUUUAAAUAAUGUGAUAGAAACUAGGGCAAUGAGUGUGUUUGGUGAUUUUCAGCAGGUUUGGCUACAAAGGUUUCCUGACAGCCCUUUACCUGGUGCCUGGGAGGAGGAUGUUAGAGCAAACUUAGCAAAACAUAAACAAAAGGUGCAAUUAUUAAAGGAAGAAUUAGAAAAGGAAGAAUUUUAUGUUGAAUAUCUAGAAAGAUUGUUGAGCGAUGUUGAGGAACACAAGAAAAAGGUCUCUAAGGAAAAAAUCUCUGAUGAUGAACCUAGUGAUGUCAUGGGAGAUACUGUAUCUAAAACUGAAGUCAGCAAACCCUCGACCAUUUCACUAAAUGUUGAAGAAACGGAAAAUAUAUCGGCUAAUAUGUGUGUCAAUGAAAUUUCAAAACAGAUGAUAACUUCUAGCGAAGUUUCAGAAAAAUUUGAGCCUACCGCACCGCCUGAUCCGGAUCCAGGAACGUUCGUCACCGUUAUUGAAGUUAAUGGAUUGAAGCAAAAUACUUCUCCCGUGAAAAUACCACCAAAGGUUCCGAGACGGCCUGAUUCCAUUAAAACCAAACCAAAAACAAGUACCAGCGAUUCUCGAUCGUCGUCUUUGGAAUUCCUAGCAACAGAUGAGCCUUAUUAUGAUAUGGUAGCAACAGAUGAAGAUUUUAGUGCGGUUAAAAGUAAUCAUUCCAGUACGGAAAACGUAUUUUCCGGCAGUACCCUUCCUUUAGAGUCUAAAAGGGAUUCCACGCAAACCGUUCAAGAUCCACAGUCUCCUGGAACCUCCAACUAUGUUAAUAUUGAGUAUUUUAUUCAGGCUACGAAAAAAAAUGGUAAUGGUCACAGCAGCAGCGAAGAUGAACAAGAAGAAAUACAAGAAUUGAGAAGGCAAAAUGACAACAGUUCCUAUGCUAGUUCCAGUUCUUUAGAGUCUAUGACCCCAGCUUCAAAGAGAAAAUUUAGCCAUGAAGGCGAGAUCAAGAAUGAAACGGAUAGGAUGUAUAAAAGUAUUUUUUAUAAUAUAACUGAUAGUGAAACGAAUUAUGUUGAUUGGCUGAGUUUUUUAUUAAAAUACAUGAAGGCAAUACAAGCUACAAUAGGAACGUCUCAACCAAUCGUUAGCGAAAGUGAAUUGAAUAUUAUUUUUUAUAAAAUACCAGAAUUAUAUAAUUUGCACGCUAACUUUUUGGAUGCUCUUAAAAGGCAUAUACAAACAUGGGAUACACGAAUUGGAGAGCAUUUUAAAAUGAUGGCUUCAAAUUUAUCAUUGUAUGGCGCAUUUCUAAGCAACUAUGGGCUAGCUUUGGAUACGGUAAGAAAAUGUAGCGCGGCAAACACCCAGUUCGGAGACAUUUCCAAAAAUAUUACGUGUAAACAACUUUCUGGACAACCCAUCAGCUUGGAAGACCUUCUGCACAAACCAGUGCAGAGAGUACAAAAAAACGCUUUAGUAUUACACGAUCUUUUAAAAUUCGUUCCAACCACACAUCUAGAUCACCAUAGUUUAGCCGAAGCCUUAAAUCUUACACAAAAUUUUUUGGAUCAGUUUAACAUGAUUCAGACGAAAUCCAUGUUUCCUGCAUCGGAUAGGGCGCAAAGAAGAUUAGUGAAAAAUUCGUUUAUAGUAGAAUUUGUUGAUGGUCACAGAAAAUUAAGGCAUCUAUUUUUGUUCAAUGAUGUUAUAGCUUGUGCAAAAUACAAGACCGCUGGCCGUAAUGAGAAAUACACCUUUGAAUUAAAAUGGUUUAUUCCAGUAGAAGAUAUUUUAACUUUAGAAGAAACGACUGCUAAUUUACAUGAAGUUUCACAAUCAAAUAUCGUAGCACUGAAAUCCCAAGCAUCAAAUGUUCGAGAUCAGUUAAGGCAAGACGAGAAAGCAAAUGAAGACAGGUACCGUUCGAAACUACUACGAGGCUCGGACAAAUACCGAAAAAGACUGAUUGAAUUAGAAAGCCAACUGGUACUUGUUUCGCCCAAUCUUGUAUAUAGGAUAAAAAACAAGAUUACUGGACGUACUUACAUGUUCUUUCUGUCGUCGGAUUUCGAACGAACGCAAUGGAUCGAAGCCAUCUUGACUCUGCAGAAGACUGAACGGACGGGCAAGGUCACGUCCCAACAUUUUAAUAUGCUCGAGUUACAGACUUGGAUUACAGCGUGUAGACAGUUUUUGAAGACCAAUAUGGGAUCAUAUUUGUUGAGAAGUGGUAAUGAUGAAAGCUUAUUGGUGGGUGAUCUGCAUGUUUAUAUUUAUGAUUUAAACGGAUUGGAAUAUUCCUGUGAUUUAUAUAUAGUCAUCGAAGUAGACUUUUACGGUCACUUUUUCCAAAAAGCCAAAACGAAAAUAAUCUGUAACACGAACAAUCCACAGUGGAAUGAAACCUUUAUGAUCGAUUUGGAAGGUUGCGAAAACCUUAGGGUGUUGGUUUAUCGUGAUGGUACAACGAAUCCCACUUUAUUUGGGAAGCACACCCAAAAGCUGAGUCGAAAAUGGUUGAACCAGCACAUCACAGAGAAGAGUCUUUCAAUAAAUGGCUGUACUUUAAGAAUGGGACUGAAAUACAUUCCUUGCGAGAUUAGCUUGCGGAGAGUUCCGACUGGAAAAACGGGUGCCUUAUUUGGCGAGAAAAUACAAGCUGUAUGCAAGAGGCAAAAACGUAACAUUCCUUUUAUUGUAACUGCAUGUAUACGAGAGGUAGAAAGGAGAGGAAUGGCUGAAGUUGGAAUAUACAGGGUAUCCGGAUCAUCCCUUGACAUUUCCAAACUGAAAAAAUCCUUUGAAACAAAUUCUUAUGAGGCUGAACAACUUCUAAAAGAAGUCGAUAUCCAUUCUGUGACUGGUAUUCUAAAGUUAUAUUUAAGGGAAUUACCUGAAGCUCUUUUUACCAAUGAGCUUUAUCCGGAACUGUUUGAAGCUUUCAACCAGAGCAAUGGAAACUUGAAACGUAGGACGGAAUUGCUUAAGGAAUGCUUCCUAAAACUGCCAACGAUAAAUUGUGAAACGAUCAAAUGCAUUUUGGACCAUUUAAUAAGGGUUCAUCGACACGAAGUAGAUAACAAAAUGUCGCUACACAAUUUAGCAACAGUUUUUGGUCCAACGCUGCUCCGUCCGGGAGUAAAGGCCGAUAACGCCAAGCAAAAAGAUACGCUUGCCACCGGUACGGUGGACGUAAUGGCCCAAGCCGGUAUACUGUAUUGUUAUCUCCAGGAUCUCUUGAAUAGUUCCCAAAGGAUCUUACGAUGAGGGGAAGGUAUGAUCCGGUCUUAAGAGGAAAUCUCAUAAUUUGAUUUUAAAUUAGAAAUUAUUAAUUUUUAACUAGUCAAAAAUGUACCAUCUUUCAGAAGAACUAAAAUGAAGGUCAUUUUUCAAAAUUUAUUCAAAUUGUGUUAAAAUUAAUAUUUUUUUGGAUAUCUAUUCAAAAAAUAGAUAUGAAGAUUCAAAAAAAUAUUUAAAAUUAGAUAAAGCUUUAAAACAAGGUAUACUAAAACAUCGCACUGUCCAAUUUCGUCACGAUGUGUCCAGAAAAUGCAACUUUGGUUCAUUAAAAAGUUAUUGGAUUAACCUAAACCAAACUUGUCUUGACUAUUUUUUUUUCACCAGAAGAGAACUAUUAAAAAUUGUUUGAAACAGGAGAUUUUUAUUCAAAGAGGGCACCUUUCUAUCAUUUUCUCAAAUGUCAUAUGCCAUUUCCCUCCUAUCCAUCACCCUAACCAAUACAAUUUAAAUAGAAAAGUAUAAAGUAUGGCACAUCAUUGAAAACGUGAUUUUAUGGGGAAUACAACAAUAUGACAGUUCAUACUACUUUUUUAGCGCUCUUUAGUGGGAUAAAAACUGUUACGUAUUGUAAAGUGUGAUACUUCAUUUGAAAGCUAAUUUCAUUAGUAAUUUAAUGUGUAGCAUAAAACUAUUUUGGUUGAUUAAAUCCUAACAUUAAUGGCAACAUUCUUAUUCUUAUUUAAGUUAUGUAAGCCCCAUAAACCCCUUUUUUAUUUAUGUAUUUACAAUUUAGUUAGUUUUAAAAAUUAUCACACAUAUAACAUUUUCAUACUCAGCUCUACAUACAAAGGUACCUUUUUUAUUAAAAAAUAUGUAAUAUACCAAUUUUAAAAUCAUUAAAACAAACUAGCCGACAAUAUAGGAAAAUUAAAAGAUAAAACUAAAUAAAACAAAACAAAUAAUCUUUGUUAUCUGAUUUCAACAAAAUAUAAAGAGGAGCCCGGAAAAUAACCAUCACUAAAAUAGAAUAUAGACUGUGGUUUUCUUGGAAUUAUCAAGAAUUACUAACGGCAAGAGUCACUUAUUAUAAAAGAAAUACCUAGUUUAAGUUUUUAUUGACAAAACCAUGUGUUUUAACCAAUAAGUUUUAAUUUGUUAAAAAACAUGACACUUAUCAGUGGGUUGUACAAAAUAAUUCUUUAACCAUCUAAUACAUUUUAAUGGGGCUUGAGCGAGGGGUAAACCACUCCCGAAAUACCGAUACGUUUUCACUCGAAAUCACUACAAAUUCUCUCAAAAUUUCCGAAAUUAUCACGAAAAUCAUGGUCGAAAUCAUCACUGAAAUCACGUCGAGAUCAAUUUUUUGCUCAGAACUAUAAAUGCAGGAUCUUUUUGUUCAAAACACAAGGGAAGAGACAAAAAAAUGGUCUACCAAACAAGAAGUGAAGAGGUUUUAAAAUUAAACAAAACAAGCAAGUCGAAGACAAUUUAUAGGGAAAUCAUAGCAAAUAUUAUACAAUAAUUUCACCGAAAUCCUAUAAAACUUAGGGAGAUUUCCGAAAUACAGGUACGUUUUGAGCUUAGUGGUUUACCCCUCGGGCUUGAGAUUGUGACUUGCUGAAUGACGUGCUUUUCAAAUCAGGCAUAGGCUAAACGUCUUAAAGUUUCACAGACACAAUAUUCUGUAUGUACCCAUAAUGGGUUGCAAAAAUAAGUUUUUGACAAAUCUGGAAAAUUUGUUUGUUUGGUAUGGUGACAGUAUCGCUCUGCAUUUUUAAAUCUUAUUGCCUGUAUUUUGAGUUGAAUGUUGGUCAAGAUUGUUUUAAAUUUACCUUUUUGACUACUUUUACUUAAUGCCCUUCAUAAACUUGAAAAAAAAUCUGUUAUGAGAUUGAAAUCUGAGGACUGGUUUUUUUUGUAAUAAAACCAAAUUUAUUUCGUAUAUAUAUUGUAUACACACAAUUUGACUGUAAUUAUUCUUAUUAGUUUUUAAGUUUAUUUGUAAAAUAUGAUGAAAGAACAAAGUUAGGAUGUGACUCAUUUUUUUUUUGUGAAGGUAAGACGGAUAAUUUAUAAAAUAGGUAUAUUAUUAGUUUAAUAAGGUGCAAAGUGUUUAUUUUAAAUUAAUUAAUUCCAAAUUUAAUUUAAAGGGAAUUGAUUUUUCGUAUUUAUUUUUUGCAUAGGCCUUUCAAACCAUUGUACUAUUGUUUGUACAGGGUGUUACAAAAAGGUAGGUCAUAAGUUAUACCUCAUGUUCCUUGGACUAACAUACUAACUGGCAUUGAAAUUUGAAGUGAUCAUUUACUAAUAAUCUCUUGUUGUACGCCUAUGGACGGAUGUAAUUUAUUAAUUUUUGUAUAGAUUUUUAGACACGAAAUUUAACCAAAGUGAAGUCUUUAAAAAAAUUUAUCACGAUUUUUAAAUGAAAAUUUUAGAUUUGCACAGCGUCCAAAUGAAACAACUUUGUAAUAAGGCAAGUUUAGUUAAUUAUGCCUAUUUUGCUCAAAGAAAUUUGAUAUAAUUUAUGAUCUACCUUUUUUGUAACACCCUGUAUUUACAUCCUACAAUAAAAAUCUUUACUUUUAUCAAUCUGCCUACAGCUGUUUUUAUGACUGAUCAAUCACCAACGAAGUAUUGUCUUAUUUUUAAUUUUUAUGUAGGUAGUACAUUUUUAGUUUUUAAAUAUAAUAAAUAUUCUGUUAAAAUGAUUUAGAAUUGAAACACAUACAAAUACGAUUAAAAUAAAACUUUCUGUUGAAUAAAAAAGACUACACCGACCGGUUGCAACAACGUUCGUUAUAAUUUAUGGGCAUAAUAAACUUCAACAGAGCUUGAGAAUGUGAUCUAUCUGAAUGACAUGAACUUCAAAUUGCUUGGAUCAUUAGCUGUUGAGAGAUUUAGCAAUCGUUCUUGCAACCGUAUAUAUUCCAUUGGAAUAUUUUUAUUUUCAAUACUUUUGAAAGUAUUUUAUUCAUUAUAGAAAAGCUAACCAAAACGCUACAAAAAAUAUUUGAAGGCAAAAAUGCUCAAAAACAUUUACUUUGUUACUAAUUUGACUCAUAUCUAUUACAGUGUCUCCCUUUUGAGAAAAUGUUCCUACUCCAAAGUAAAACAGAUAUCAACAAUCAAUUUUAAUUGGUAAAAAGUUUUAUUCCAACAUAGUACACAUUUUUUCGCAUGAGUCAAAAUAGGACAAUUUUUAAAUUAUAUCUAGAGAAACAUGAUUAAUUUAUAUUUUUCAAUGGGACAUCACGAUUACAUAUUUAUUUUUGAGUUCAUAGUUUUCUUAAUUUCUACAUAAUUGUUUUCUUUAAUAAAUAAGCAGUUAAUUAUGAUGACAAAAAUUUGUGUUCUUGAGGAUUGGAAAUAAUAUUUAAAUACACAUGAUUUUUUAACACACAUGUCAAAUAUAAACAUUGUGCCUAAUUCUAACAGUGAGAAUUUGUUUUUUUAUUGCGUUGGGUGUCAAAGUAAAGUGAGAAAUUAUUUAAAACCAUAGGUACACGUAACAGUUUAAUAAAAGUUUCAACUCGUGUAUAAUAAUAUGUUUGUACCACCAAGAAACCGUAUGAAAUCAGCACCUGCCCAUUGAAUUGGUCCAAAUAGUUUUGUGAUCAUUUAAAGUAUGGUACAAAAGUUAUUUGUUUGAACAAACCUCAUAUUUACUAUUGCAUAAUAAAUACAAUUCUUUUUUUUUGCAAUUGCAUUUACACUUUGAUUUUUAUAUCUUUUGGUUUAUGCUAUACAGGUUCAGAAAUUUAAACGCGGAUCAUGUAAGCCAAAUCUGUUAGAGACGAGCGUAAGUGCUGCUCAAUCAUCUCUGUUUGUUUCAGGCGUGAUUUUAUUAUACCUUAUCUAAUUUAUUGUAAAAUAGUUUGGAUUUGCGUACCUGUAUACAUAAAUCUUAGACAUAAUUCUAUGACAAUAUAUGCGUAUCGGAUAUAAGGCUCAAUAUAUUUCUAUAUCUAAAUUACUAGCUUGUUAUUGUGCCUCUCACGAGGUACGUAGAAUGUAUUAUUAGUCUAUCUAAUCCUGGUUUCCAGGUAUGAUAAAGGGCACUUCAGAGACUUCUGGAGAGGUAUAUGAUGGAAUAUAACUAGAAAAUAUAUUGGGAGGCUAAAACUGGGUAUGAUGGAGGCUUUGAUAAAUUUGGAUUAGGUGAUAAGAGGUUUGUUCCAACACAAUAGCAAAUCGGUUUACGUACUGUCGGGAUUCUGCGCAGUCUAGAUUUGGUGUUCCAACAAACUUCGGACUCAAUACUGUACAAAAACCUAGUGUUCCAACACACCCAAACUUAAUUACAAACCAGUUUCUGUACUGAAUAUGAACGAAUUGUCAAGGUAUACGCAAAACGAAAAUGAGCUCGUUAGUGACCAACUCUGGAAAUUUCGUUUCCAUUUAUUAUCAUUAUUUAUAGUUAUUUAUUUUAUACGUGUAUCUGUUGAUUUAUUAAUAAUGAGUAAUGACUGAAGAAAGUGAAAAGAACUAUUAUUCUGACUUAAAUAUAGUAAAAAAUUAAAUAAAUAAAGUUUAUUGUACUAACCAAUCGAAUAAUCAAAAUGUAAAUCUUUUAACGAGUUUUAUAAUUAUUUUAUUUUCCAAAUUCAAAAUUUAACAUUUGUUAAAUUUGUAUUGAGAGGGGGUGGGUGUCUCAGUGGUAGAGUCUCUGCCUGCGGAUCCAAGGGUCCCAGGUUCGAAUCCCACCGUUGGCCGGGAAUUUUUUAUUUAAUAUAAUUAUUUAAAAUUAAUUCUGAUGCCUUGGUAAGAUUCCCCACUCGACCAUUCACUAUUGGGUUCUAAUUAACAGUGAUGUUCCUAAAGUGGCGCAAGGAAACAGUAACAAGGCCUGUCUGUAGGGGUGUAGGAGUAUUAGAGUACUAAUACUCCUGCACUAUGGAGUAUUAAACUACUAGUUCAAUCCAUUACCUAGUUGUUGAAGCCAAAGACACCAAUGAAAAAAAAAAAAUCGUUUCGACUUUGACGUUAUAGACAAAACACGUCUAAGUUCCGAAUUCAGCCAAGAAUAAUGCCGGAGUGGAUAUCUUACUUUUUUAACGUUUAUGACAAUUAUAACAAAUGUUAUUUUGCUGCUACUGUCAAUACUCACGCAUUAAUGUCAUAUUGUUUUUGUUGACUUAUUGACUAUUAUCGUAGUAAAAUGACCUAACCACUUAAGCAGUUAUAUUAAAAUUAAUGUGGAAGAGGUUAGGUUAGGUUGAAAAUGACUGGGACGAUCUCAUCGCCUUCCACUGCAACCUCUAGAUGGGUCUAUUGUGGCUCAUGACUAACUUAUAGUUCACCGUACAAGACAUACCUUUUGAUAAAGGUCAUGGUUGAAUUGGGUGAGACUUCUUUAAAGUCGGUAGGCCCCAAUCGGGUAAAUCCGAAGAUCUGGAACCUGGUUCUUUCCAGAGCGGAGCAGGUACAUAAAAUGUGCUCUGCAGACUUUUCCUCCACGCUGCAGAAUCGACAGUCCGAUGAUGUGGAAGAGAUAAUUAACCAAUUGCAAAUGAAUAUAUCAUCAUAAAACUGAUAAAGCUCUGCUGUAACUAUUACUAUUAUUAUUUAUUAGAUUUGAAUAUCUAAUUUGCACUUAAGAUUAUGAAAAAAUGUUACUUACUGUUAGAAUUACUGCAUACAUUUUUCUAGCAAAUAUUGAAAUAUCCAUAUAAUCUUGUAUUUGUGAAACUAGUACCUUACCAGAACAAAUUAUACCCUUUAAUGUAAUAUUAGAACUUAUUUAAGAAACUUUUCAACGUUUUAUUUCAUUUAAGUAUUUAUGUUUGUUUAGCUCAAAGCAUUUUUUUUCUAGUCAUGCUAUGUAAACCAUCUCUAUUUAAUAGCUAACCUUUUUUCUUUAUACAGAUCGGUCAUUUUGCUAUCUAUUCAAGCAUAGGCUUAAUUUAUUACAGUGAAUACAACUUAACGAGUAUCCAGAAUAUCGGUGCUUGUUAACCCAGAUACAUUUUUCAUCAUCAAAUUAUAUAAAAUUCAACCUAGAAAUAGAAAAAUGGAUUUUUUUUUCAAUUUGGUAAACUGAAGCCAACAUUUUACGUGUUAAAAAAGUCCGCAGUCGCUUUUUGAAGACAACCAUUUUGCGGUUACUCAUCUUAUAGCGUAGAACCAUAGUUGGUACUGCUUAAAUGCAAAUAUGGAAUGGCAGGAUUAUAAAUGCCUAAAGUUCAUUAAAUAUUCACAGUCUACACAAAAUUACUCUUGAACCUUGAGAAAUGUGAAUUGGUUGGUGGUAUGAAUAAUUGAAGAUUCAGUAAUGAAGCAAACGGGACAGUGAUAUAAUUUAUUUUGGAUACUCUUAUGUUUUUAAUUUAAUAUAGAUUAAUAAUAGAUUAAAAGAUGGCCGAUCUAGUAUAAACUCGUUGUCUAAAGUUUCUAUAUUGAGAUGAUCACAUUUUUGGGAAGCGAGUUUUAAGUAAAACCGCUUUUAAAUUAUCCCAAACAUAGCGUAGUUAUUGAGCGUAGCUCAACAAAGUUAUUUUUUAUAUUUCCUAUUUUAUACUUAUUAUUUAAAGGGCAUAGUUAUCAUAUGCUAUAAGAUUUAACUUUAGUACUUAACAUUAUUAAAUAUACUUUAAUAAACACUUUGUACUGAAAUCAACCUGUAAUUUUGAGUAAAAUACUAUUUUUUACAGUAUUUAAUUUGGAUUUUAUGUUUUUAAGUCGUCUAUGACUAUCAAGAAUAAAUGAUUAUCUAAAAUAGUUAAUUUUGGCUUGAAAAGUAUUGCAUGUAGAAGGCAGCUUACAUUUUAGUAUUGUAUUUUAGAAAUGUACCAGUUGAUCCGAUUAUAAGAUUUAUCUUUUUUUAUAUUUCAUAAAACUUUAAUCCACUGAAUAUGUCAGUAUUUCGUUAAAGAUUUUUCAGAUUAUAAAUUUAAUUUGGUACAUUAAACAAUGACUGGUAACGCAAAGUAUUAGCUGUGAAAAAUUCAAUAAGUCAUAGAAGUUUGUUAUUUAAAGCUUUUUAUGCAAUAGAGGCGACGUUUUUUAAAUAUUGAUAAAAAAUGUAAUAAAAUAUCGCUUCUGGGCUUUUCAUAUUUUUCAAAAUUUUUUGUCCAUAUUUACUGGGUGUCAAUAAAAUGUGUGCCCUAAAUUAAUAAAAUAUAUCAAAAGUGUGCUGAAUACAUGUACAAAUAUUGGUAAAAAGAUUUACGAGACAAAAAAAAAUUGGUAAACACUCUUAAACACUUGAAAAGUAGUGAAAUAGCGAUUACCCACCCUAUAUUUAUAUGUAUAUACAUUUCAUGUCCAUUUUUACUUUUAUUUGUAAGUAUUCUUGUAUAUGUGUGAUUGUAUGUAAUAUAUAUUUAUUAUAAUACAGCGUGUGCUCUGGCUAAGUUACCUCUGGAGGAAUUAAAAUUAAACUGAGGAUUAUGUUUUUUGUUUGUUAAAUAUUUAUUCUUUUAAUUGGGUGACACUCAUUAUGUUAUGGAAAAUAAAAAAUUCUCGAAUAAGCAAUAUUAAAAAAGUAGUUGUAGAUACAGUACGAUAGUUUGUGACGUAUUAAAAAUAUUAACCAAAAACAUUAAGGAUGACUUUUGAAAACAUUAACAUUGCUUUACAUCAGAUACUAUUCACAACGUUAUGGAAAAUCAUAUAAUAGAUAUGAGGAUUGUUUUACCAAUCAUGGAGAAUACUACCUUUCCACUGAUGAUAAAUUAUGUCGUUCGUAUUUGGUGAGGGUUGUAAUUUUGAAUAAGAAAAACAGUAAAUUCAAAUUCAUUCAUGUUUCAAAUUGUCUUCACCUUGGUUAACUUUCAUGAAACCCUGCCAUACUCCCUUUUUAUAUCAAUAAUAGUUUGCAGAUUCCUUUGUUUCUGCCAGUACUUUUCAGUUAAUUUGCUUAACUAUAAAAUGCGCAUCUGUAGACACGAAUCCAUACUGAUUUAACUAGUCAAUUCUAUCUACUCCAUCUUCAUCUUUUAUCACAGGUUCACUGUGGAAUUAAAAAAAAAGUUAAUUCCCAUUGAGUUGGUACAAUGCUGCACAUACAGUUCAGCAUUUUCUUUUCCAUAUUCCAGAAAUUUUACAUGAUUUUGUGAUAAGUAUCACCUGAAAAGCAUUGUUUAUAAACUAUAUAUGAGGAGGGUAGAAUAAUCUUAAAAAAUAUCAUUUAUUGUAGAAAAAAUAUGGCCUUUUAGAAUAAAAUUAACAGGGACCACCCUUCGCACAAACAUGAAGAAAAAUAUGUUUUAUAAUUUUAUUAGUACCUAUAUUGAAAAACAUAAUUCUCAAAAAAUAUUUGGAGCCAGAAGCACUUUUAUCUUAUAGUAUACUUGAUAUAUGCAUACUAUAUUUGCAUUCAAAUUAUAUUUUAUAUACAUUUGUAAUUGAUUGCAAUACAGAUAUUUACAAC